AUGUCCAAUUCCAGUAAUGCUAUGCCUUCGGCUCCAUCACCAAGGUUAUUGGGCAAAGUGGCAUUGGUUGCAGGUGGGGCCUCUGGAAUUGGAGAAAGCAUUGUUCGCUUGUUCCAUAUCCAUGGUGCUAAAAUUUGUAUAGCUGAUAUUCAAGACAAUCUUGGAAAGCAGGUCUGUGAAUCACUCCGUGAUGAAGAAAAUGCAUGUUUUGUCCAUUGUGAUGUUACAUUAGAGGAUGAUGUUGGCCAUGCAGUGGACUUCACUCUGAGUACAUUUGGCACACUUGACAUCAUAGUCAACAAUGCAGGAAUUACUGGACCACAUUGUCGUGAUAUCCGCAAUGUGGACUUAUCAGAAUUUGAGAAGGUGUUUGAUAUAAAUGUGAAGGGAGUAUUCAAUGGGAUGAAACAUGCUGCUAGAAUUAUGAUCCCACAGAAGAAGGGCUCAAUCAUUUCUACGUGCAGUGUUGCAAGUACCGUAGGGGGGUUAGGACCACAUGCAUAUACAGGGUCAAAGCAUGCUGUGUUGGGAUUAACAAAAAAUGUUGCAGCUGAAUUGGGGAAGGAUGGAAUAAGAGUGAACUGUGUGUCACCUUAUGUGGUCCUAACAGAUUUGGCUUUGGCUCAUUUUCCUGAGAACCAGAGAAAUGAGGCUGCAAUGGCUGGUUUUCGUGCUUUUUAUGGGAAAAAUGGCAACCUGCAGGGGGUAGAAUUAACUACUGAUGAUGUGGCUAACGCUGUGCUCUUCCUUGCAAGUGAUGAUGCUAGGUAUAUAAGUGGACAGAAUCUGAUGGUUGAUGGUGGCUUCUCCAGUGUAAAUCACUCACUCCAAGUUUUUAGAUGA
Gastrolobium bilobum is the source of this 843-nucleotide messenger RNA. RefSeq names its product (+)-borneol dehydrogenase 2-like. The coding region runs from base 1 to 843 and encodes 280 amino acids. Gene Ontology annotation, biological process: abscisic acid biosynthetic process. The record is from RefSeq and is a predicted model, not a curated record. Gene Ontology annotation, molecular function: xanthoxin dehydrogenase (NAD+) activity. Gene Ontology annotation, cellular component: cytosol. The transcript has 2 exons. Lineage: Eukaryota; Viridiplantae; Streptophyta; Magnoliopsida; Fabales; Fabaceae.